This is a messenger RNA of Sorghum bicolor (sorghum), 432 nucleotides long. Its product is annotated as circumsporozoite protein-like. NCBI's taxonomy places the organism in Eukaryota, Viridiplantae, Streptophyta, Magnoliopsida, Poales, Poaceae. The coding region runs from base 1 to 432 and encodes 143 amino acids. The record is from RefSeq and is a predicted model, not a curated record. The transcript is spliced from 2 exons.
AUGGACGAGGAGGCCCAGACUUCUCUCGUCGCGAGGCGGACGCCCUGGCCCGCCGGGCUUCACUGCAUCGAGGAGCAAAGGAAGAAAGAGGAGGAGGAGCGCGAGCAGGAGACGUGGCAUCAGCCGCAGGAGGAACAGCAGCACGCCGACGGGAGGAGAGGUGGGGCAGCCGCCAGUAGGUCCCCAGCUCGAGGAGCUGCUGGAGCAGGACCAUCGCCAGGAGCCGCAGGAGCCCCAGGAGCAGCAGCAGUAGAGGGGCCAGCAGUCGGAGGAACUGCUCGAGCCUCCUCCCCACGGUCUGCCCCAACCGGACUCAAAGAUGAGCUGCUGGCCACCCAAGUCGAGGCCCGUUCCAUCAAAACCCAGCUUGAGGGGGAGGUCGCCUUAAAUGGUCGUCUACGGACUGCGAUAAGCGACCUCUCAGCCUCCUAG